Messenger RNA from Acanthoscelides obtectus, 323 nucleotides. The record is from the annotation of a GenBank genome assembly. NCBI's taxonomy places the organism in Eukaryota, Metazoa, Arthropoda, Insecta, Coleoptera, Chrysomelidae.
CAUCUGCAUGCGCUCGAACCAAUUUUCGAAGCACUUAUUCCACUCGUUUGCUGGCAGAUCCAAAACGGCAUUUUUGAAUGCGUCAACUGCUUCUUCUGGUGACUGGAACCUUUGAACACGCAAAAGUAAAGAAAUCGUUAGGACUAUAUGGAGGAUGGUCCAAUUAUUCCAAGUUUUCUUCCGUUAAAUACUGCCUUGUUUCUUGGGCUGUGUGCGAGCUUGCAUUGUCUUAGGGGAGGAUGAUUCUUCUUUUGGGGUUGAGUUUUCGAUGCUCGGUGAUGACUUUUGGCAACCAAAUGGUGGUACACCAAUCUGCAUUAACA